Molecule: messenger RNA, 480 nt
Organism: Oryza brachyantha (malo sina)
Lineage: Eukaryota; Viridiplantae; Streptophyta; Magnoliopsida; Poales; Poaceae
Product: E3 ubiquitin-protein ligase EL5-like
Exons: 1
Coding region: 1-480 (159 amino acids)
Source: RefSeq, a predicted model, not a curated record
AUGGACAUGGACACCGACGCGGGGCUCCAAGUCGCGCUGGUCGGGGCGGUGGCCGUGGGGGCGGCCGCCGUCGUCAUCGCCGCCGCCGUGUCGGGUGGUCUCCGGUGGAAGGAGAGGGCGUGGGUGGGCGACGUCGAGCGCGCCGACGGGGACGACGACGCGGACGCCACGCUCAUGACGUACGAGCAGGCGGCGGCCAGGUCUUUGCCCGCGGCGGCGGCGACAGGGGCAAGGGCGGAGGGGGAGGAGGACGUGUGCGUAAUCUGCCAGUCGGAGUACGCCGGCGCCGGCGAGCUGGUGCGGAUGGUGCAGUGCGGCCACUUCUUCCACGUGGGGUGCAUCGACCGCUGGCUCCGGAAGAGGCCGCGCUGCCCGAUCUGCCGCCGCGGCCUGCCGUUGCCGCCGCAUCCGGAGCCUGGCUGCCCGCCAAUGCCGCCGCGGACGAGCCGCCCCGCCGCCGCCGCCGCAGUCGUCGGCUGA